Molecule: messenger RNA, 1166 nt
Organism: Lytechinus pictus (painted urchin)
Lineage: Eukaryota; Metazoa; Echinodermata; Echinoidea; Temnopleuroida; Toxopneustidae
Product: kin of IRRE-like protein 2
Exons: 3
Coding region: 249-1010 (253 amino acids)
Biological process (GO): cell-cell adhesion
Cellular component (GO): cell-cell junction; plasma membrane
Molecular function (GO): cell adhesion molecule binding
Source: RefSeq, a predicted model, not a curated record
UGCUCUUUCAAUCUGGAGGUUACCAGUCCCAUUCAACCGUCCUAUACGUUCAUGAAAAUUCACCGACUUCAAUCACAUGUAAAAGUAUUGGAUCAUUCCCGGCAACUGAACUGUCAUUCUGGUUAUAUGGCGGUGGUGACGAUACUCAAAUUUACGCAAACCUUUCAACGACUCGCAGUGUUUUAGACGGAACUUUGUUUGACACUGAAAGUACCAUAACUAUACAUCCAGAUAAAAAGAACCAUGGAAUGCACAUUGUAUGCUACCCAUCUAUAGAGGGCGUCUUUAUUAAGCCGUGCGUAGCUAGACUUGUUGUUCUUGGACCACCAGACGAGAUCGGAAUAGCUCUCCCAGAAGACGGUAUCUUUGAAGGAGCAGAGACCAACGUAACCUGCAGAGUGUUUAAUGGGAACCCGGCCCCCCUCGUUCACUGGUACCUAGGAUCAACCAAUGUGACGUCUAACUCAUCCCUGCGGAUAAGUAAAACCAGAGCUGAUAUCUAUGAUGCUGAAAGUACACUUUUCUUCACUCCCAAGAGAUCCGAUCAUGGAAAGUGUCUUAUCUGUGUGGCUGUUCAACCUGGAGUACCAUUUCCUCGUUUUGUGAAUGACAGUACGGUCCUGACCAUAUCGUAUCACCCCAUUGUGUCUAUUGCUCUUCGACGUCUUACAACGAAAGAAACAAGCGGGACUGCUGGAUUCUUGUUGAUAUGUACAGCAGAUGCAAAUCCCCUCGUCAUUGCCUUCGAAUGGCUCUGCAACGAAACUCUGAUUUUAAACGUUACCGGUCGCACCUCGCUCACCGACACCUCACCAGAACGCGGACCCCUGAGCUCUUCAAAACUGGCAAUUCAAACCCCAGUUCCUGAAUAUCCAUGUAUUUACCGCUGCACUGCUAAAUCAAGAUACGGUGAAGGCAGCGUGGUCUUCAACCCCUCCACUCCCAGUAAGUUUGAAUGUGCUACGCGUGCGUAUGUAUUAAAAAAUAAUCGGGCCUACUUCAAAGACUAAUAUCAAUGGCACAAAUGUUCACAGCUGAAUGAUAUGCUACGUGUAACCUAAGAUAACAUCAUACAACAGCAAUCGGUAAUAUGCCACAAUUUUUACAUGUUAAAGGAUCGGAAACAUAAACAAAGAACUAAACAAAAUAGCUACAAUAACAAAAGG